GGGCCACGCUCACCACUUUCACGUCAUUCUACCUCACAGGGUUUAUAAAUCUUUCAACAGGUGACCAAGUGAAAGUGACCAGAGUGCCAGAGAUCUCAGACCUCACCCGCCCCUUACCUUCCUGCCUUGGUUGGAUCAGUCCAAGACAGCGCUCCAGCAGUGAGGGUGUUUAAGCAGGUUCAUGUGAAAUGACAGAUUAGAGAAGUAUUGGUCAGCCGUUGCGUUUCUUAACAGAUUAUAAGGCCUCAUUGUGGAAUAAUAUAGAAAAAUGGGAGCAUUUUCCAUACAGCAUGGCGGUUCAUGAGCUAUUGUUGCCUGAGUAGAGCAACAAUGCUGAAGCCAAAAGGAACUAAGGGGUUCUGGUGUCUUUGGGUCGGUGUUCUGGUCCAAGGAAGCAACCUCGGAGGAAACAGCGACCACCAACAGAGGCCUCUCUGCCAUGCAGGUUCAUACUGUCCUGUGGGGACGUCACGCGCCACUCUCUGUCCCGAGGGAAGCUACGGCCCCAGUGAUGGUGCUGUCUCAAGCGAGGGCUGUCUGAGCUGUCCCUCGGACCACUACUGCCCUAGAGCAGGCCUAGAUGCCCCACUGUCCUGCGGCGCAGAUGCUCACCAGCCCCUCCCAGGGCAGAGAGUCUGUAUCUGCCUGGGCGAAGGACAGAGCUUCCAGACCAGCGAUGGCCAGUGUCGCUGUGCUCUGGGUUAUCAACCCACCAACCAGAGGAAUGUGUGUGUGGAGACUCUGUAUGACGUUUGCAGUGACAGAAAAACCCGGACUCAGUAUGGAAACUGUCUGGGCAAAAGUCAAUGGGCGCUACAUUGUAGCCAACAGGUGUGUCUCUCUGCGGAGGACUACCAGGGCUACGACGGGGAGUUGGGCGUGUGCACGUGCAGAGAAGCUCCGGGAAGGACCUCCUGUGGAAGCCUAUGUAGGCGCGGCCCCAGCACUAAGCUAAAGCUUCAGUGCAGCGCCAACGGAGAUCUAGAGUUAGCAUGGCGCUAUGAUACACAUCAGGCCUCCGCCCUCUCCGGCAGUCUGCUAGAGAGUGUUUUUAAACGCUGGGACUCCCAGGGGGCUCUGCUUUGUCAGAGGCUCGACGCGACACACUCGGUACAUGCUGUGGAGACGACGGUGGCAGGCUUUCUUGGCCUUCUCAGCGGCAUCCCAAAGGAGCUACAUGCAUUGUUCCCCACUGGCAGACAGGACGAGCGUACAGGACUGGAAGUGCUAGAAACAGAUAAUUACUCGUUUUCAAAUGGGGAUUCUGAGGCUACAACGCAUGGGUAUCAAGAUAAAAACACCAGCGAUGAGGGCGGAGCCUCAAGUAAUGUUGGCUGGGGCAGUUUAAAUGACGUGCCUGCUGUCAGUGGGGUCAUGAACCCCACAGCGUGUCUCCAGCUGGGGGACGUCUUGCUCUUCACUGUCACCACACACUACUACCCCCAGUAUGACAUUGCCAAUCUCUUCAACACAAACCCUGAUUUCGACUGGGGUGUAUUUACCCUGCUGGCGGACGAGCUGGCCCUGUCCUCGCCUCCUCCCACCCUGUUUCCCCUGGUAUUCAGCAUGCCUGGAACAUAUGUCCUGAAGCUUAGCAGCAAUCAGUACAAACACAUGUAUGUGCGGGUGAUGCCAGCCGGGGGCCAGUGUUACGAGCCAGAGCCUUUUUUAGCGACCUCACCCGGUCACCUGACCAGGGUCGGCAUCAGGAGGAAACACACCCUGCUACUGCGACCUGAUUGGGCGGUCACAGGCGGACUGCUUUCUGGCGCUGUGCUGCUCAUGUGUUUAUGUGUGACAAUGCUAGUCCUGUUUCGUGAAUAUGGUUGGCCAGAGAAGAAGCCAAUCAAUGCGAUGUACCGUGUGACAUCGCUGGCCUACUGCAUGGCGGAUUACUCUUCAAAGGGUUCAAGGUUGACAUCAUUCAAAAGGACCCAUAGAAACCAGCAAGCCAGAGAGACACAAGAUCCCAUAGGGUCAGUGGGGUGUGCGGAGCCGACCGAUGAGUUCUGGGAUUAUGAGAAGCAGGUGGACCUGGAAGCCUUCAGCACCAACACCUUUUAUAACCUCCUGCUGAAGCAGAGCCUGUCCGUCACGUCCCGCCUGGGACAGCUCACCACCGAGGUGAAGGAGCUGUACCAGGGGGUGCUGGAGAAACUGAGCUCGCUCCGCCCACACUUGCCCGUAGAGGAGAGGGGAGCAGAAGGCUACGACAGGCUCAGGAGGGAGGUGGAGAGAGAGGCUGGACGCCGGCAGUCCAAGGCCACGCAGCUCAGGGUACUGCUUGACUUUCAACUGCAGGUGCUCCAACAAGAGGGUCAGAUCCAGAAGAGGGUCCACAAUGUGUUCACAGCCCGCCUGAAGGAGUGCACCAGGCUCCUGGCCAGGACCUGUAACCCUCCCCAGCUCCUUGGGGAAGAAGCCCUUCCAAGUGUGGUGCAGAGAGUGUUGUCGCUGGUGGAGGAGAUGGAGGAGCUGGUGUCUGCAGAGUCCAAGCGGCUGGGGGCCUGGGGAAUGCUGGGAGAGGGUACAGGGGCUAGGCUACUGUGCCCAGACACCGGGACGGUGCUCACCAAGGAGCACAUUAUUGGUCGUGCGGGGGAGUCACUGAGAGAGGGAGCGGUGCAUACUGACGCAGUGACUGGUCUAAUGAGGCCUGCUCCUAACUGCCAUAUGCUGCUAGGGGGCGGACACAUCAUGCCAGUGCCCCCCGACUACUUCCUUCACCCCCACACGGGCAGGGUCAUGCCCAUACAUGGCAAUGUGGCCUAUGACCCUGCCUGUUCUGCUCUUGUAUGCACUACCGACCUGUGCAGAGUAAAACCAGACGACAACAGUAAGUGUGAGGUCCCGCUCCUGCCCUUCGUUCCCUACCCAACCUCGCGCCACUCCAACCAGCCCAUGCCGUGCUCCAAGCUCAGAGGCCUGAGGCCAGGCCAGAGACUGCAGCUCGGGGCCCCCAUGGCAGACCCGGUCACUGGGGUCCCAGUGCCCAUCCUUGGGGUCACCAUCCACCCCCAGAGUGGGCUAGUGUACCCACUGGGAGGGCUGUAUGCCUGCCCUCUCACUGGGCUCCGGCAGCACAUACAGAUGGGUUCACCCUUCUUGGACCCGCGUACAGGCAGCAUGAUGCUGACCACGGGAGUCAGCCUGGACCCAAUGACAGGAAUAGUUGUGCCAGUGGGCGGGGUUGUCCUGGCUGAUUCAUUCAUGGAGCCUAUGAGUGGACGGCUGGCGAGAGUGGGUGGGGCCAGUUUAAGGGCGGGCCAGAUGGUGCCUCACGCAGGAGGAUUUCAGGCAUUCCUUGACAGCAAGGUGCUGUCAUCCCGGGCCACAGUGCUGAAUCUCUUGAAAGGUCUGACAGAGGGCUGGACCUCGGGCAGCGAGAGGGGGCAUGCUGGCAGCCAUGUUGACCAUGUGAAGGCCGCUGCCAGGGAUCUGGAGAUGGCCUGGGGGAGGAGCCUGCACUGCCUGCUGCAGCUGCAGACACGCCUCCAGAUACUGAUUGACUGGAGCUCUGGCCUACAGAGGGACGGGGGCACUCUGGGCCUCAUGCAGCUCCCAGGAUGUGACAUGUGUGUGACAGCUCUGCUGGGGCUGGAGUACCCCGACCCCAUGGGGUCUGGCCUGAGCGUGCCGGUCCUGGGCUCUCAGGUCGACCCCCUCACUGGGUCCACAGUGCCUCUGGCGGGGACCAUGGAAGACCCCAAUGGAAAAGGACUGGUACCCAUCCGGAUCGGGGCUCUGACCGUGGACCCGGUCACUGGGGUAUUGGCGCCAGUCGUCGGCGCCAGGUUGGACAUGUCAAGAAAGAACAUUGUUCCAGUAACAGUGUCCAACUGGACGGCCACCUAUGAUCACACAGAUACCGUCCAGGUGGAGGCUCUGCAGAAGGAGGUGUUUUUGAGAAGUCAGUACUGGCAGCAGCAGGGCCAGAGGGAGGAGAAGAUCCUCUCUGAUCUGGACAUGGCUCUGCUCCACUUCCUCGGAGAAGCCACGCAAGCUGGCUCCGCUCAGACCAACUGGACAGAGUCGGGUCGGUGUCUGCGGGAGGCGGGGAUGGAACUCCAGGAUGACGCCCAGUGUGAGGCUCAGAGGAGGGUGGUGCAAGUCGCAUUCCUGUCCCUCCUGCUGCCAACUCCUGUCCUACACAUCCUCACACAGGGGGACGAAGAGGAAUGGGAGCUGCAGUGUGUCUGGCACUCCCAGCUCAUGUCGUGUCUGGACAGCAUUGAGGUCACGAUGGAGCAAUUGCACUGUGGUCAGGAGAAGCAUUUCCCGAAACAGGAUGUGGACUGGGAUCUGAGACAGAAGGAGCUCUCACAGCAGUUCUGCUCCAGACAGGCCGAGGUGGAGACAGUUUUGAGCAGCCUUCAGUCCACGCGUCAUCUCUCCCUGCUCCGCUCAGACACUGCACAAGCUGUGUUGGGUCGUAAAUUCUGGUACAAGGACUAUGGGCUGCCCCACCACGACGGACUCAGAUCGGAUGUGAGGGUGGUUGGCUUGGCUCAACAGAAGGCUCUGCCCAUCCUGGAGAGGCUCAGACAGCUGCUGGAAGACAAACAGCCCAUGAGCCUCUCCCCAAGCAACUACUGGCAACACAUUGGCGGUCUUUCAACCAAACAGGCGUACGGGUUAGAGAUGUCUAGAGCGUGGACAGCCUCUGUGCCCGUGGUGAAAGGAAUCUCUUCCCAGUCUUUGAGGGAGCAAAUCAAAUCACAGUCCCAAGAUUCGGCACUGCCCGCCAGUCCACAGACCAACCCCCACACCGCAUCAUCUGGAAACCCUUGCCAAGAGAACCAACCGAUGAAAGCAUGUGGCCCGCCCACUCAUGUGUGUGUUCCUACAAUUGCAGAGGAGGAGUGGGAUAAGCUGCUCCAGCGAUCUCCUCUCUUCCAACUGCUGAGGAAGGUGGAGCUCGGUUUGAAAGAGCAGGCUCUGGAUGCAGGCUUUCUAAAGGGAGAGUUGCGCAAUGAAAGCAGCAGAUUUGUUGAUGUGCUGGAUGCUCAGUGGGCUUGUGAAGGAGAGCUCAUCCCUCUGGACGUGCAGACUCUGAACCCCAGAGAGUUCCUGGCCUACCAGCACGGACUGUUCCUGCUGAAGUUGCUGCACACUCUCAAACUGGCCCCAGCAAUUUCCCUUCAAGUUGCGGCUAGUCUCCCACACAACAACUAUGCCGACAAUGCCUUCAGAAAUUCGUUUUUUUAUCAGGAUGCAGAGGAUAGGCUCUUUGUGCGACGGCAGAGGCUCCAGUGUGUCGGAGGAUUCUCUCUGCUCCUGCUCCACUGUCUGUCUCACAUUUCCGUUGGAGACAUGAGCUCUGACUCCAGCCCGGCCUUCCAGAGGCUUUUCUUCAAGUCGCUCCAGGUCUGUCUCGGGGAGCUGUUUCAGGCCAGAUUAGGCAAGCUCUCCUCUGGACAGGACGCCGUCUCGGGGGCAUGGUCACCAUGCCAAGGAGAUUUUCCCACCACUUUCCUAAUAGACAGUCAUCAAACACCCAGCAGAGGAGUGCCCUCUCAACAUGAGGAAACCGCGCCCCAGAAGAAUCGUUGUGAAGAAGAAUCUCUGUUCAACCGCAUUCAGGAACUGUUACGGGAAAAGCAUUAAACAAUGUGUUUUAUUUUGGUUUUGGAAAUGGUACGCGUCGUACACCCUAUUUCAGAAAAGGGCCAUUCCAUGGCGUGUGUGGACCGAAAAAAAAUAGUGGUGGCGCAAUCAUGAAGGGCGGCAGCAUGAGCCGGCGUACUACAUACAACAAACUAUUGUGUUAAAUGUUCUUUGGCUUACUAUAAGUAUCAAGCAAGAAGUUUGAAUGUUUUUGGACACACAAAGAUGUCACUGAAAUCCACCUUAUGGCCGUGAUUGAUGAUGACACCCUCCCACAAAGUUAUAUUUAUCCAGAAAGUGCAAUAUGUGUUGUAUAUAAUUGCGAUAAUAAUGAAAUAAACCUGUUUAUUUAAAAAACAAAACGAGGAGGAACAGAGGGAGGAGGAACACAGAGAGGAGGAAUAGAGAGGAGACACAGAGAGAGGAGGAACAGAGAGAGGAACAGAGAGGAGGAACAGAGAGGAGGCACAGAGAGGAGGAACAGGGACUCUAUCGGGCUCAUGCACUUGUAAAUCGUUCAAUGAAUUCGGAAAUAUUUGUCAGGAUCAGUACGCUGUAAGCUCUGUUUAUAGACUAAUUGUUGAUUUUUAGUGCAAUGCAUGGAAACUUUGCAACCAACUAGGGUGCGGCCGACCAGCAGGAAACACUGCUGGUAACUUUUGUUCUCACACUUGAGCCCUUUAGAGCUAUAUAAUUACAGGCCGUACUCUUUAUGUUAUUCGUUUAGGGGCUUCUAAUUGUUGAUUGCCACAAAAUGUCAAA
Molecule: messenger RNA, 6369 nt
Organism: Gadus chalcogrammus (walleye pollock)
Lineage: Eukaryota; Metazoa; Chordata; Actinopteri; Gadiformes; Gadidae
Exons: 35
Coding region: 301-5607 (1768 amino acids)
Source: RefSeq, a predicted model, not a curated record